AUGGGUUAUAUUGAAUCUGGCGGUGUAAUGGAAGAUGAUGUUGUAUACCAAGAUGAUGAGAUUUCACCAAUGAAUGGGAUAAUUGAAAUUAAGGAGAUUACAUGUUUGGGUGAUACUGUAGUUGUGGGUCAACAAGUUGAUGCAGCCAUCUUGUUAUCAACAAAUCAUGUAGAAGAAGAGGAAGAAGAGUCAGGAGACUAUGAAGACAACAAUAUCGUAUCUGAUGAAGACAGUGAUGAUUACGAUGAUGAAUAA
This is a messenger RNA of Lathyrus sativus (Indian pea), 255 nucleotides long. The record is from the annotation of a GenBank genome assembly. NCBI's taxonomy places the organism in Eukaryota, Viridiplantae, Streptophyta, Magnoliopsida, Fabales, Fabaceae.